This is a messenger RNA of Erinaceus europaeus (western European hedgehog), 677 nucleotides long. Its product is annotated as nuclear transport factor 2-like. Gene Ontology annotation, biological process: protein import into nucleus. NCBI's taxonomy places the organism in Eukaryota, Metazoa, Chordata, Mammalia, Eulipotyphla, Erinaceidae. Gene Ontology annotation, cellular component: nuclear pore central transport channel. The record is from RefSeq and is a predicted model, not a curated record. The transcript has a single exon. Bases 40 to 561 code for a protein of 173 amino acids.
UGCCCCUCGGGUCUCAACGAGGCUGGGUGACACUCCAGAAUGGGAGACAAGCCAAUUUGGGAGCAGAUUGGAUCCAGCUUCAUUCAACAUUACUACCAGUUAUUUGAUAAUGACAGGACCCAACUAGGUGCAAUUUAUAUUGACGCAUCAUGCCUUACAUGGGAAGGACAACAAUUCCAGGGAAAAGCUGCCAUUGUGGAAAAGUUGUCGAGCCUUCCGUUCCAGAAAAUCCAACAUAGCAUCACUGCGCAGGAUCAUCAACCCACGCCAGAUAGCUGCAUCAUCAGCAUGGUUGUUGGCCAGCUGAAGGCUGAUGAAGAUCCCAUCAUGGGGUUCCACCAGAUGUUCCUGUUAAAGAACAUCAACGAUGCUUGGGUUUGCACCAAUGAUAUGUUCAGGCUUGCCCUGCACAACUUCGGCACUCAUGCUGUUUCCUCCUCCCUCCAGUUCCUGAUAAUAUUCACACUCCUCCAGAUGGUCCAAAUAUCAUACACAAAUAAGCAGAGCUUAAAUGGUGGGAGUGGGCGCAGUGCGCUGCUGCUACUGAGGUGUUGUGCAUGAUGUUUGGAUGCUAGACUAGUUGCAUCUCACAGGAGAAGUUUGUGUUGUACCAGCGCAUGCCUUGGAAAGAAUUAAGUAAUGCAAAAGGUUUUUUUUUUUUUUUUUUUUUUUUUUUU